UCUCUGGACGCCACAUGCGCAACAAGUCCGAGGGCGCACAGUCUGCAGCGGCGGCAGCGGCUGGGAUCCCGGCGCGCUGCGGCUCGGAGCGGAAAAAGGACUUGACGCGGACCACGAGGAGGAAUUUUGAUUGGCUGAUUCAUCUUCAUUCUGGUUUGCGCUGAAGGACGCACAGCCGCCAAGUUUAUCGCAACUUUUGGACGUGCGUCACUGGAAGUUUUCGUUAGACCUUCAGGCAUAACGAAAACGCUUUGGAGUUCUUUUAAGAGCAUGAAAAGUUUACAGAAGCGGGAUUAUAUUUCUGGUUUCCCGGACAGAAGAAGUUCGGCAGAGGAUUUCAAGCUCUUUGUGACUCAGCAGGUGACCGACGCGGUGUGACGCUGUCUCGGCGUUUACUCCACUUUUACUGAACGCGAUGUGAGAUGGUCCCGACUUGUCACAGAGGCUGGGAUGACAUAACUUGAAGAGAAAAAGGUUCCCCCUUUAAAAGCAGCGUUAAGCCACGAUGAGAGCGCUAGGUUUCCUCUGCCUAACAGCCCUGCUGUGGGAGACGAGCCAGAGCAGCAGAAACUGUCCGGACCUGAUCGUUGACAGCUGUCAUUGCUCGGCUGAGAGGUCCAAGGAGCUGAGCAGGCAUCACGUCCGAGUCAAAGUGCUGUGUGAUGAUGUGGACCUGAUGGACACCCUGCCGCCCAGCUUCCUCCCAAACAGAACGGUUUCCCUAAACCUGAGUAACAACAAGAUCUCGCUGCUGAGAAACGGCUCCUUCUAUGGCUUGGCCGCCCUGGAAAAGCUGUACCUGAAGAAUAACCUGAUAAGUACAGUGGAGCCUGGGGCUUUCCGUGGUCUUUUGGCCUUGAGGAAACUGGAUCUGUCCGACAACAGAAUUGGCUGCCUCUCACCUGAGAUGUUUCUUGAUCUGGGCAGACUCUUAAAAUUAAAUUUAUCUGGAAACAUUUUCUCCACACUCCCGACGGGACUGUUCACACACCUCCUGGAUCUAAGAGUACUGAACUUUGGCACCGAGACCUUGUUUUGUGACUGCCAGCUGAAGUGGUUGCUCGUUUGGGCUCAGCAGAACUCAGUGAGGGUUGAUAAUGACACGGUCUGUGUUUUCCCAACCCACCUCCAUGGCCUGGAGCUGCGCAGCCUGCGAGAACAGCAGCUCAAAUGUGAUGGUCCUUUGGAGAUGCCUCUUUUCCAGCUCAUCCCUUCCCAGAGGCAACUUGUUUUCCGUGGUGACCAGCUUCCUCUCCAGUGCACCGCGUCUUACCUCGACCAGUCGGUGGAGCUAUGGUGGCGUCACAACGGCCACGGCGUGAUCACACAGGAGGACAUGGGCAUCUAUGUGGAGAAGACUCUACUUCAUGACUGCUGCUUGCUUACCAGUGAGGUUAUCCUUUCCAACAUCGAUGUGGCUCUCGCCGGCAACUGGGAGUGUUUGGUGACCAGUUCCAGAGGAAACACAUCUCAGCACAUGGAAAUAGUUGUGGUGGAGACUUCUGCCCCGUACUGCCCUACAGACAGAGUCUCCAACAACAAGGGGGAUUUCAGAUGGCCGAAGACUCUGGCCGGGAUUCUGGCUUUCCUGCCGUGCGCUCCUGCAACCUUUGGAUCUGCCCCCAGUCUGGCUGGCAGCGCUUCCCACCGCUCUGGCCAACGGGAGAAGAAAGCAUGGCGACGAUGCGAUCGGGGUGGGCGGUGGGCUGAAGAGGACUACACUCAAUGCCCGUAUGCCAGUGAACUGACCCGCAUACUGCAUCAGCUCACUCAGAUACCGAUUAAUAUCAGCAAUUCCCAGCCUCUGGGUCAGCAGUUAGUGGCUUUUACCAGCAGGGCUGCUGACUUUACAGAUGUUAUGGACGUCAUCUUUGUCACUCACCUUGUGGAAAGACUAACAAGACUGCUGGAGAAAAAAAAAGAUCUGGGAGACUACAUCUCAGGCAUUGCCAGUAACAUGAUGCUGGUGGAGGAGCAUAUCCUGUGGAUGGCGCAGAACGAGGCCAGAGCGUGCACGCGGAUCGUCCAGUGUGUGGAGCGUAUUGCCGACUUGGCGCUGACAGAAGACAAUCGAGUCAUUUCUAAGGUAUCUGCUAACAUAGCUCUGGAGGCUUUUCUGAUCAAGCCGUCAAACUUUCUUGGUUUAUCCUGCACGGCGCUCGAGCAGACCCCCACGUCCACCAGCCUGCCCGUCCCACACAGCCACUCCUACCGCAACAAGGACAAACACGGAGAGCAGGAGGCCGCAGGAGAGUCGUUGCUCAGUUUCAAAUGCCACACUGUCAACAACAGUGGCUCGCCAGCCAGUCAACUCAGCAAGAACUCCGUGGCUGUCGCCUCGAUCCAUUUACCGCUGGCUGGUCCGCCUGCCUCCUCCUCUGCGUUGCAAUCUGUUGAUAACUCCACUUGCAGGCUGCAGUUCGUUCUGUUUCGCAAUGGGAAACUCUUUCCCUGCACGGGGAAUUCGUCAAACCUCGCAGACGAUGGGAAGCGCAGGAGCGUCUCGACACCAGUUGCUUUUGCCAAAUUAGAUGGCUGCAGCCGCGGCAGCUCUGUGCACUCCGUCGCCGUCGCUCUCAGGCACUUCGCGCUGGGUGUAGACCCCACCGCAGCCUACUGGGAUUUUGACCUGCUCGAUGGACACGGUGGCUGGAGGGCAGAGGGCUGCCACAUAACCGCCUCCGGGGGCAAUACGACCACUAUUCACUGCAGCCAUCACAAGAACUUUGCCGUGCUAAUGGAUUUGAAGAAGGUGCUUUCUUUCCCCCCCUACCCUGGGGAGUUUUUGCACCCGGUCGUGUAUGCCUGCACGGCGGUCAUGUUGCUCUGCCUCUUCGCCUCCAUCAUCACGUACAUAGUGCACCACAGCGCUAUCCGCAUCAGCAGGAAGGGAUGGCACAUGCUUCUCAACUUCUGUUUCCAUACAGCGCUGACCUUCGCCGUGUUUGCCGGUGGCAUCAAUCGAAUCAAAUACCCCAUCAUCUGUCAAGCAGUCGGGUUCGUGCUGCACUACUCGUCUCUGUCGACAAUGCUGUGGCUCGGGGUGACAGCCAGGAACAUUUAUAAGCAGGUGACCAAGAAGUCUCCACAGAGUCAAGACGGUGACCCACCUCCACCCCCUAAACAGCCCCUGUUGAGAUUUUAUUUAGUCAGUGGUGGAGUGCCUCUCAUCAUCUGUGGCGUCACAGCAGCUGUUAAUAUAGACAUCUAUGGAAGCGGGGAGCAAGCACCAUACUGCUGGAUGGCAUGGGAGCCCAGCCUGGGAGCUUUCUUUGGCCCCGUGGCCUUCAUUGUGCUGGUGACAUGCAUCUACUUCCUAUGCACCUUCCUUCAGCUCCGGCGACAUCCCGAGAAGAAGUACGAGCUCAAGCAACUGACAGAGGAGCAUCAGAGGCUGGCCGCCGCUGACGUGCCGACUCACUGUCAUCAGGGAGCCGAGCCCGGAGCGCUGGCGGCCCCGUCUGGUGGGAGCAACUGCCCCGCUGGCUGCCCCGGCAUCCCCAUCAACCCUGCACUGCUGGCCAAUGAACACUCUUUCAAAGCUCAGCUACGAACUGCGGCCUUCACCCUAUUCCUCUUCCUAGCCACAUGGACCUUUGGUGCAUUGGCUGUGUCACAGGGACACUUCCUAGACAUGAUCUUCAGCUGCCUUUACGGUGCCUUCUCAGUCACCCUUGGCCUCUUCAUCCUCAUCCAUCACUGUGCCAAGCGUGACGACGUCUGGCACUGCUGGUGUUCUUGCUGUCCCGGAAGACGUGCCAACGCCUGCUCUGGUGCGCAGGGGUCUGCUCAGGCGCGGCCCAAAGUGAACGUGAACGGAGACACCCCAGGGCACGGUCACAGCCACUGCCACCACGACUCGCCGUGUCAGGCUAAAGCGCUGCUGAGCUGCAGUCACAGCGGGGUGGGUCACUGUAAACACGCCGCUCUUCCGUCCUCGCAAAAUCAUAUUACAUGUCUGGCGCCAGUGACUCCAUGCUGCGCCGCCCUGCAUAGCCAGCAGCUGAUGGAGGAGGAGCCCACGGCUACUCACGUGCUGCUGCACUCUGAACCAGGGAUCCAGCUGCACCCCUGCCUCAAAAGCAGCACCAGGACUAAAAGUCGUCAGUUUGGACGCAAAGCCGGGGCGUCUGCCUGCGCAGCGGGGAGCGACAGGGAGUACGCCUAUCAUAUCCCCUCUAGUGCCGACGGAGGCAGCAUGCACAGCUCACACACUGACAGCCCCCACAGCACACGUGAGCGGCACGCCCACAUCUGUCCGCACCUGGCCCACGAAGGCCACCACGACGGGCAUCAUACAUGCCAUGCUACUGCAGCCACCCUGCAUGAGUCUCUAGCGUGCCAUAACCCGUGCCACAGGCAUAUCUGCUGUUCCAAGGCAGACCUUUUCCCUUCUCUGUGUCCGGCAGAAUCGGGAGACACAGGCGUCUUCCUGUGUGGCUGCAGCAAAGUAGCCGAGGAGGAACCCGUGGUAACACAUCACCAUCUGGAGAUGCAUGCUCCGCGCAGACAAUCAUGCCCCCAGAAUCCGCCCAGUCAGAAUGGGAUUUUAAAGGGAGGCAUGCAUGAAGGACUUCUAUACACCUCAGACAGCACAGGGAAUAUACGCACCGGCCCCUGGAAGAAUGAAACUACUGUGUAGUGCAGGAACAUAAUACAUUACAGGCGGCAGUCCCGCCUCAUCCUGCCAAAAUGAAUUUCGCCUCCCUUUCUAGAUGAAGAAAAAAGUGAAAUAACAUUUUAAACAUCACAAUCAACGUGAGGAUUUUUUUAUUUCAAUAUCCACAUGUUUAUAUGUGUGCUGUUUUCUUGUACAGAAAUCUUGUCAUGCAAACGCCUUCAGAGGUACAUUCAUAGACCGAGGAGAAUCACUUUCAACACUAACAGUUUGUGAAAUGUGUCUCACAUUAUACCAUCAGAUUUACCUGAAGGUAUUCUCACUGUUCCAUAUUACUGCAGAUCUAUCUCUAUAUAUAUAUUCAAAAAAAAUGAAUGGUUGUAUGUGUGACUAUGUGUGUUAGUGCUCAAAGGCAACAAGCUGCAAGAUGUUUUUACCCUGAAUCUGAAACUACCAAUAGUCUACUUUGACGGUGAAUCUCCAGUACGUUGGCAUUCAUGUUCUAGACGACUAAACCAGCAAUUUUAGACUUCAUAUGGGUAUUUUUGCCAUCACAACUGUGAAUACCUACUAGAGAUUUUCUAAAUAAUAAACAAAGAUACCUUUGCUUGGCAGAGAUGUGUGGGUGCCAGUUUAGUUGUAGAUAAAUCACAGCAGAAAAAGCGAAGUAAAAACUAUGCGUGCUCCUAUCCAGGUUUCUAUUGAUCGUGAUGUCCAUAUGAUGUCUUCACCUUAGUGUUUCCCUCUGCCUGAAAAGAAAUAAAAUCGACGGCACAUCAGGAGGAAUGGCGAUGUCACUGUGGAUGGUGAGCUGAUGUCAGUGAGUUAUUGGAUUCAGUCCUUUUACUCAAAGUCAGGUCAUGGCAGUGUUUUAUCAGUCGGAUUUUUAUUCGUUUCAUCUCAGUUUGCACAUUUUCCUCCUGCCGAUAUGAAAGCUGCUUGUAAAAACAGACAUUAACAGCUACAAAGUGUUUGAAUGUAAUCAUUGGAAUCAAAUAACAAGCUGCUAAAGGGCCCACUUUGGGAAGCCUGCACAGGAGUGAUCCUUAUUUUUCUUUCAUACAAAAAUGUGAUAAAUGACUCAUCCUCACCCCACAAUAGGGCAAAGCAAAAUAACAAGAGCUGUCUAAAGUACGAAAUAAAACUCCUUUUUUUAUUUUUUUUUUCGUAUGUGUUGAACAAUAGCUCCACAUUGUGCAAAUGCUGUUAAUUACUUUAAUCCCGUGCAACUAUUGCUGCUGGUCUUAAGUCUUUUUUUGUCACAAAUGUCUGCUUUACAUUCCACAGGUAAUCUGCAUUUAGCCAGACUUUAAACAUCUGCAGCUCUGGUCAGAAAUUUAUAUGCAUUUAUCACUGGCAGAAAUAUACUGCUAGUAGUUUUUGUAGUUUUCUUCUUCUCAGGCUUGAGUGUUUAUACAACAAUGAAACAACUUUAAGGAUUUCAACAACAAUUAGAUGCACAAGACUGAAUUAGAUGUGGAUUUUUUUCUAAUCUCUUAUGGUCAGAGUUAUAUAUACGCACCGGCCCCUGGAUAUAUAUGUAUAUAUACUAUAUCAGCUCAAAUAUAAAUAUACUGGCCCACUAAUAUUUGGUUGAAAAUCCCUUAGGAGUUUACAGUUUGAUCAUCACUCCUAGCAUAAUGCUAAUGGUACAAUGGAUCUUCCUAUCAGAAGAAAUUCAUUAAAUUAUUACCUGGCACAUUAUCUUAAGAAUAGUCACUAAACUUUCAUUGGAUUUAGGUAAGAAUCAUUGCAGAAGCUUGACAUUGUCAUUGUAUAUUGGUUUUAAAACCAGUUUAGAUGUUUUUGGCAAAUCUUUAUGCUGUUUUAGCUCCCACAUUUGUUAGUCUCAACUGUCUGGUUGUUCAUCUGACAAAAGUUCAAUUUGAAGAUAGUUCUGAACUCAAUCAAUCCUUAAUGGUACCACCAUAUCUGAGAGUUGUUACAGUCUUCCAGUUUUACAAGCCUCACCUUGUCUCUUAAUUUUGGUUUCACUGUUGAGAUUUCCUCUGGGGUUCCAGCAGCUUUCCAUUUUUGGCAGACUUAAAUCUUGUUGGUUUGGUUGGAUGGCAUACUUGGACACAUUUAGGUGUCCCAGUUUGUUUCUAUUUAUGCCUGAGUUCACUGUCCUGCUGGUUUUUUGAGUCCCCCCCAAAAAAAGCACAGUAAUAGAGCAGCCAAACCCCUCCUAACGCUGAGAGGAGACAUGAUUGAGGACAAUAACCCAUCAAGUCAAGAAUUGCUUGGUGGAGUCAAUGCGAAGCUUUUGAACCUAAGAACACAGCGAUAUUCAUCACUUGAAAUUUGAAUAUAAUGGAUGUUCCAGCAAGACAAAGAUCCAAAAUACGCAGCAGCUCCUUUAACAAAGCAAAAGCAGGAUUAAGUCUCAUUGUGUCUUACAAAAGAAAAAAUCAAAGUGACGUGUAAUAAUCUAUUUUAACCCCGCAGAGCUCCACUCCAUGCCUUUUGGGUACUGCAAUGAUGACUUGAAUUUUCUAAACGUUGCUUGUGCAGGAUAUCAUCUACUUGAUUUGUGGUUUUUGAAUGAAGAGAGACAGCUCAAUCAAUCAAUCUCUAGCAAGAUUUAAAGAGGCUAUAAACACUUUGGAAACGAUGAAACAGAUUAACAUUAAUUUACUAGAACUGCCUCUAAAAACUGUAAACUUCUAUCCUUAUGCGGUUUGAUUGAAAGCCAGGUCAGUGCCAGGAAAUCAAACCUUUUAAAUGAGCCUCACCAAUUCUGCCAAGAGGAGUGAAUAUCCUGCCAAAAGAUUGCUAACAUCUCCAAAAUGUGUUUCGUGAUUGGACGAAAGAAUUUAGCCAAAGAUUAGUGGGGGUGUAUGUAUAUAUUUGAGCUUUUAGGUUUAAUUUUGACCAUAUUUGGAGAGAAAAAACACAAAUCAAACCUGCGCACCCUGGUCUUGUUGUUUGUCCUACAAUGUAAAAAGGAACAGUUCAAAUAAAUCAUUAUAAAACCAAUUUUAAUAUGACAUUCAUGCCUCACAAUUACCACACUUAAACUUCUGACCUAAACUGUAUCUCUUCUAAUCUAGAUGAGUAAAACAACCCCAACAUCUUUCACAUAUUAACUUUUGACAGGGCAGGCCAAGGCUGAAGUACGGAUCUUUCUUUUGCUACCAAGAAGGUCACAUUCUCUUUGAAGAAUUGCUACUCUAAAGAGAAGGCAAAGGUGUCUCAGCAUUGAUUCAGCAGCAGUUGUUUGUCAUAUAAAUGAUGACGCUUCAGACAAAACUAGUGACACAUUGAGGCAAAAGACUAAAAAUAAAAAUGUUUCUAAGCAGCAAACCCCAUCAGCAUGCACACUAUCUCUGAAUCCCUCCGUGUGCUCUUGUGUCCUUGUAUAUAGAAUUGGUUUCUGAUGAAUUAUUUUAUAUGAGAUUAAAGAUGUUUAAGAAUAAAGUCUAUAUGUAAAGAAAGUUGGGAAAAAAAAUAAUGACCUCUCAAUGUUAAUGCUCAGUAUCUGAGUUUGGAUAUGUCCUAUUUGUUUUCAGAUGGCCUUUAUCUGUUCAUAAAGUAUGCAGACCAGCUACGUGUUGUGAGACUUUCAUAUCAGAAACAGACAUGCACGACACAUGACAUUCAACCCAUCAGAAAAUAAACUGCUCCUUUACACUAUAAAUCAGAAUGCAAUUGAAAAGUUAAUUUAUUAAUUCAGUUUAGGUCUUCUAAUUUUAUGGUUAUUGAUUAAUGUCAAUGAAAACCUGAAACGUAGAUUAUUAGAAAGUUAGAUUAAGUAAGACCAAUAAAAAGGGAUUUUUAAUUAGGGCCUUCAUACAAUCGGACAAUUUUAAGGCUGCUGACUGGGAAUUUGUCAAUCAGAAAGUAAUUGACAAUUUCUAAAACGUGUUGAAGGCACAAAAAGAAUGGAAAAAUUGAGCGGAAGAAAAAAUUGUGGUAGAAAAAUAGAAAGAUAACCACUGCCUUGAGAGGAUUAUUGACCAGAGCAUGUUCAAGAAUUGGGUUGAGAUUCACAACUGGACCAAAGAUGCUGCUUCUAGAGCUAUCGCAACAGAAAAAUUAAAGCAGAGAUAAGAAAUGUCUUACCUGAGCUUAGGAGAAAAAGAACUUAACUGAUGCUUAAUGAGUUAAAAUUCUUGUAAAUUUUCCAUUUAAGUUGGAAAUUCAGCUUCUAGAGUCUGGAUGACGAGUGGAGAGGUACAGAUGAGGUUUCUGUAGUCAGUCAUGCUUUGGGGAGCCAUGUCGCCUGCAGGUGGCGAUCUAAAAGGAAAUAUUAGAGCACUUGAUGCAUCCUUCUGCGGACGAGCCUUAUUGAGAUGCUGAUGUCAUUUUCCAGCAGGACUUGGCACUUGCCCACACUUCCAACAGUACCAGUGCUUGCUUUAAUGACCGUAGUAUCACUGUGCCCGAUCGGCCUGCACAGUGGCCUGAACUGAACCCUGUAGAGGAUUUAUGGUGGAUUGUCGAGAGGAAGAUCAGAGACACUGCAGCCCAAAAUGCAGAUGAGCUGAAGUCUGCUUCUAAAGCAACCUGGGCUUCCUGAACUCCUCUGCAGAGCUGCGUGUUUGUUACCUUCAUCACACUGCACUGACGCAGUAACUCCUGCAAAAUGAGCCCCAGACAAUUAGUAAGAGCAAAUAUUGUACAGUAUCUGGAUUGUUUUUCAGAGGGCUGUUAUUUCUGUUUUAAAAAUCCCAUUUUUGCAUUUAGUGACUUUCCUAUUUUGUAAGAAACAAACGUUUUGGUUUUCAUUAGCGCUAAGCUUUAACCAUCGAAAUUAUUAGAAAUAAACACUUGAAGAACAUCACUCAGUGUGGAAUGAAUAAAUUAACAUUUUAAUGAUACUCUCAUUCAUUAAGAGUCACCUGUACAACAACAGAAAUGUGUUAAAUAAAUUUUAAAAACAGGCUUCUAGAGACUCUGGAGAUUUGUAAUUGUAACUAAAAUCAAACCUCUGCUGCAAAAUGAAAAUUGAGAGAACGCCGGUGUAGGUCAGCUUCCCAGUACAUCUUGUGUAUUUGCUGGUGGUGUGUUUUCGGAGCAGCCCGAGCUUUUUUGAGAUGAUGUGUUUAUCACAGGCUGCCGAAGGCCGCCUCCUCUGAAGUCAUCGUUAGCAGAUGUACUGCCCUGACCGAGCAUCAUGUUGGCUUACUAACAGCCCACUAGACAGCUGCUGGAAUACUCACCUGUGGUACUGUGACAAAAACCUGAAGCCAGUUUUCACCUUUUUUCUACACUGACACAGAUACCCAAUAAAUGUAUUUUUUCACCAUGCAACAGA
Xiphophorus couchianus (Monterrey platyfish) is the source of this 9878-nucleotide messenger RNA. It is a transcript of the gene adgra1b, whose product is annotated as adhesion G protein-coupled receptor A1b. Gene Ontology annotation, cellular component: glutamatergic synapse; plasma membrane; postsynaptic density. Gene Ontology annotation, biological process: G protein-coupled receptor signaling pathway; cell surface receptor signaling pathway. The record is from RefSeq and is a predicted model, not a curated record. Gene Ontology annotation, molecular function: G protein-coupled receptor activity; protein binding. Lineage: Eukaryota; Metazoa; Chordata; Actinopteri; Cyprinodontiformes; Poeciliidae. Bases 506 to 4642 code for a protein of 1378 amino acids. The transcript has 19 exons.